UUUCCUUCUUUCUUCCAGUCAUAGACCUCCAACAUAUCUAGAGAUGCCAUAUAGUUGGUUAGAAAGUCGAGUCCAGUGGGUGCAUCCCUACAAGAUCAUAUCCCUCCUUUUCCUCCCGUAGACGAUGCAUUAUAGAGCAGUAGGAAUUGGCAGCAGAGGCAGAGAUUUGAAACCAUGGAUGCUUGCUCUUCUCAUUGCGUCAUUAAUGACAGUCAUGGUCAUAGCCAUUGCUCUUGUGACUCUCUUCUUAGUCUCUGGCCCAAAAAUGGAGUACUAUCAUGGCACCUUUGAAAUUUCAAAUCUCCAAACUAGUAGUAAUUCUAGACAAAACAGCACAUACCAACUUAAGGAUUUACGAGAAAAAAGUGAAAACUUGGUGGAUGAGAUAUUUAUAGACUCUGCCUUGAACAAAUAUUACAUCGAGAACCGGGUAGUAAGACUGACUCCAGAGGAAGGUGGUGUGAAAGCAGAUAUUGUUAUGGUGUUCCAGUUCCCCUCUGGUGAGCAAAGGGCAUUAAGAAAGAAGAAAAUCCAGAGCAUUUUAAAUCAGAAGAUAAGGAACACACGAGCCUUGCCAAUAAAUCCCUCUUCGCUUCAAGUUAAUGCAAUGAGUUCAUCAACAGGAGAACUAACUGUUCAAGCAUGUUGCGGUAAACGAGUUGCCCCAUUAAUAGUCAACAGAAUAAUGUCCGGAGACAUUGCAGCCAAGGCUGCCUGGCCAUGGCAAGCAUCCCUUCAGCGAAACAAUGUACAUCAGUGUGGGGCCACCUUGAUAAGUAACACAUGGCUGGUCACCGCAGCCCACUGUUUUAAGAAUAGUGCAUAUCCACAACAAUGGACUGUUAGCUUUGGGAUAACAAUCAAGCCUCCAUUAAUGAAAAGAAAUAUUAAAAGAAUUAUUGUCCAUGAGAGGUACCGCUCCCCGGCGAGAGAGUACGAUAUUGCUGUGGUACAAUUCUCUCCCCAAGUCACCUUUACUGAGGACAUCCGACGAGUUUGUUUGCCAGAAGCCUCUGCGUCCUUCCAGCCCAAUGUAACUGCAUAUAUCACAGGAUUUGGAGCACUCUUCUAUGGCGGGGAAUCACAAAAUGAUCUUCGAGAAGCCAAAGUGAAACUCAUAAGUGAUGAUGUCUGCAAGCAACCAUAUGUGUAUGGUAAUGAUAUAAAAUUUGGAAUGUUUUGUGCUGGAUAUCUAGAAGGAAUUUAUGAUGCCUGCAGGGGUGAUUCUGGGGGACCUUUGGUUGUAAAGGAUCUUAAAAAUACCUGGUAUCUCAUUGGCAUUGUGAGCUGGGGAGACAACUGUGGUCAGAAGAACAAACCUGGAGUCUAUACAAAAGUGACUUACUACCGAAAAUGGAUUGCUUCAAAGACAGGCCUUUAAUUCCCUAUAUGAGUUCAACACUGGGCUGUAUGCAGGCGUACAUGUAUAAGAAUCUGAAUAGUCAGUGGAUGCAUUACAAUGAAAUUACUGAAUCUCGCAACACAAUACUACAGCAUGUUUUAUUUUAGAAAUACUUUAAUUUAUCAAGAGCCUAGAGCUAAUUUCUAAGAAAUUUAAAUUUAUAAAAUAAUAGGUCAGUUUAGCCUGGAUUAAAAAACAGCUAACCUGAACUGUCAAGCAUGAGGUCCUGAAUUUGAUCCCCAGGGUUGUAUAUGCCAGAAUGAUCUAGUUCCCUUUCCCACCCUCCCACCCCCAUCUCUCUCUCUCUCUCUUUCUCUCUCUCUCU
This is a messenger RNA of Erinaceus europaeus (western European hedgehog), 1727 nucleotides long. RefSeq names its product transmembrane serine protease 11A (gene TMPRSS11A). Gene Ontology annotation, biological process: proteolysis. Gene Ontology annotation, molecular function: serine-type endopeptidase activity. The record is from RefSeq and is a predicted model, not a curated record. Lineage: Eukaryota; Metazoa; Chordata; Mammalia; Eulipotyphla; Erinaceidae. Bases 125 to 1381 code for a protein of 418 amino acids. Gene Ontology annotation, cellular component: plasma membrane; extracellular region. The transcript is spliced from 10 exons.